CAGUCGUUCGCUUGACUUUAGUCUAGUCGUAUAUCGCGCGCACUCAUAUCCAUCAUCACACACAUCCAAAUAAAAGUGUGCAAUUAUUCCGUUAGUGAAUCAAGUAAACGAGAUUUCGCGUCGUCCGUACAUCUUCACCGAGUGUUUGUGUUGCAGUUCAGUUUCUGUGCGUUUCCAAAUUACCUAAAUGGAAUAGCUCAAUCUUUUGGAAAGAUGGUCAAGGUUAUCUGCUGAGGUUUUGCGUUCUCUCCAGGGCUUUUUUCUUUCUUUUCUUAUUGUGAGUGUGGGUGCGGCGAUUUCCGUCAAUCCAUCAAAACGUCGUGCGCGGACGUCUUCACCAUGGGGUGCACCGUUUCGGCGGAGGAGAGGGCUGCACAAGCCAGAAGCAAGAAGAUUGAUCAGACCAUAAGAGAGGAUGGAAUCAAAGCGCGAAAAGACGUCAAGCUGCUCCUCCUAAAUUAUUCACGAAAGUGGCUUUACAAGUGAGGACUUUAAGCAAUAUCGACCGGUCGUCUACAGUAACACCAUACAGUCUCUGGUCGCCAUCCUGAGGGCGAUGCCUAAUUUGAGCAUUAGCUAUGGGAAUAACGAGCGAGAGAUUGAUGGUAAAAUGGUGUUCGAUGUUAUCCAACGUAUGGAAGACACCGAACCGUUCUCGGAAGAACUUCUCGCUGCCAUGAAGAGAUUGUGGGCGGACAACGGCGUCCAAGAGUGCUUCGGACGUUCCAAUGAAUACCAACUUAACGAUUCAGCAAAAUACUUCCUCGAUGAUUUAGAUAGACUGGGUGCUAAGGACUACCAACCAACAGAACAAGAUAUCUUGCGUACAAGAGUAAAAACCACCGGUAUAGUGGAAGUGCACUUCUCCUUCAAGAAUCUAAACUUCAAACUGUUCGACGUAGGUGGUCAGAGGUCGGAGAGGAAGAAGUGGAUCCACUGUUUCGAGGAUGUAACUGCAAUCAUCUUCUGCGUGGCGAUGAGCGAAUAUGACCAGGUUUUGCACGAAGAUGAGACGACGAAUCGAAUGCAGGAGAGUUUGAAGCUAUUUGACUCAAUCUGCAACAACAAAUGGUUCACGGAUACUUCGAUCAUUCUGUUCUUGAAUAAGAAGGAUUUGUUUGAGGAGAAAAUCAGAAAAUCGCCUUUAACGAUAUGCUUUAACGAGUUUGCCGGUGCCCAAGAAUACGGCGAAGCCGCCGCGUACAUCCAAGCCCAGUUCGAAGCGAAGAACAAGUCUACAACCAAAGAAAUCUACUGCCACAUGACGUGCGCAACGGACACGCAUAACAUCCAGUUCGUGUUCGACGCCGUCACCGACGUCAUCAUCGCCAAUAAUUUACGUAACUGCGGUCUCUACUAAUAAAGGACGACGUCUCACAAGCGACACAAACAGCAACAAGCAACAAAAAUAUUACAAACAAAACAAAACAAAAAUAAUAUAUAUAU
Messenger RNA from Nicrophorus vespilloides, 1446 nucleotides. It is a transcript of the gene Galphao, whose product is annotated as guanine nucleotide-binding protein G(o) subunit alpha. Gene Ontology annotation, biological process: adenylate cyclase-modulating G protein-coupled receptor signaling pathway. Gene Ontology annotation, molecular function: G protein-coupled receptor binding; G-protein beta/gamma-subunit complex binding; GTPase activity. Lineage: Eukaryota; Metazoa; Arthropoda; Insecta; Coleoptera; Silphidae. Gene Ontology annotation, cellular component: heterotrimeric G-protein complex. The record is from RefSeq and is a predicted model, not a curated record.